Messenger RNA from Postia placenta MAD-698-R-SB12, 1032 nucleotides. RefSeq lists its product as hypothetical. The transcript is spliced from 6 exons. Gene Ontology annotation, cellular component: cytoplasm; nucleus. The record is from RefSeq and is a predicted model, not a curated record. Gene Ontology annotation, molecular function: phosphopantothenate--cysteine ligase activity. NCBI's taxonomy places the organism in Eukaryota, Fungi, Basidiomycota, Agaricomycetes, Polyporales, Adustoporiaceae. Gene Ontology annotation, biological process: coenzyme A biosynthetic process. Bases 1 to 1032 code for a protein of 343 amino acids.
AUGUCCUCCUCGCGAACGGAAUCAACAUUCUCCGCAGAGUCGUACUUUGCGACACAGUCGGCUCCCCCCAACCUUGAACAAGACAUUCUCAAUGUCCGCACAUUCAUUCAGAGACAUGCACAAGCAGGGCGGAAGGUUGUGCUCGUGACGAGCGGGGGAACGACGGUGCCUCUGGAGCUCAACGUUGUCCGCUUUCUCGACAACUUCAGUGCUGGCACUCGUGGUGCAACAUCUGCAGAGUACUUCCUGAAAGCAGGCUACGCCGUCAUCUUCAUGCACCGCCAAUUCAGUCUGCAGCCUUUCAGCCGUCACUACUCCCACUCAACCCACCCCUUCCUCGACUUCCUCGAGAUCGAAUCAGAUGCCCCUGAGGAGACGGGUUCAGCGUCGCCUACGCACAUCAGCGUAAAAGCCUCGGAGCGAACGCAGCUAUUACAGGUCCUCACAGCAUACAAGGCGGUACAGAAGGCCGGAACGCUGCACACGCUCACAUUUGUCACGGUCAAUGACUACCUAUGGCUCUUGCGCGCAGUCAGCCAGGAACUUUCUGUCCUCGGCAGGCACGCUUUGUACUAUCUCGCGGCUGCGGUUAGCGACUUCUUCUUGCCCCGGCAGAAACUGUCCGAGCACAAGAUACAAUCAGGCAAAGGCAGCCUGCACAUUGAGAUGGACCAGGUGCCCAAGAUCCUCAAGCCUCUCGUCUCCGAGUGGACCCGUGGCGAAGGCUACAUAGUAUCUUUCAAGCUCGAGACCGACACCUCCCUGCUGAUACCCAAAGCACGCGCCGCCCUCUCGCGUUACGGCCAUCAGGCCGUCAUCGGCAACGACCUCCACACGCGCAAACACCAGGUCGUCUUCGUGUCACCUGUGCAGACCCAUAGUGCUCCUCCUGCAGCUGGUGACAAGCAGACGUUCACGGAGUCUUGGUUGAGGAUGGACCCAGUGCUCACGCCCGAGAAAGAGAUCGAGGAGGACAUUGUAAACAAAUUGGUGAACAGGCAUCAGACAUGGGCCAAUAUGCCUGGCAUAUGA